AUGACUGAGGAAGAAGUUAAAGUUUCUGAGACCCCCGACGUUGCUACUACGGAGGAGAAGACAGCUGAAGUGUCUGUAGGAUCUAAGCGCAAGGCUGAAGACGUCGCCGAAGAAACGGGAAAGACUGAAGAAGAAGAAGAAGUCAAGCGACCAAAGACUGACGACAAGGAGGAAGAGAAGAAGGAAGAAUCUAAGGCCGAUGUUACUGAAGAGAAGAAGGAAGAACCUAAGGCCGAUGUUACUGAAGAGAAGAAGGAAGAACCUAAGGCCGAUGUUACUGAAGAGAAGAAGGAAGCUACUGUUGAAACCAAGAAGGCUACACCUAAGAAAUCAUCCAAGGGUAAGGGUAAGGCCAAGAGCCGAUAUGCUCAGUUGGAUCAGGAAGAAGAUGAAGAUGAAGAUGAGGGUGAGGGUGAAGAUGAAGAUGACGAAGCCAAGCUUGCUGAAGAGGAAGAAGACUCUCUUGAAGAGAUUGAUACUUCCAACAUCAUUCCUGGUAGACGUACUCGUGGUAAGAUUAUUGAUUACAAGAAGAUCAACGAGGAACUUGAGAAGAAAAAGAGAGAGGGUAUCACCGACGACUUGUUGGAUGACGAGGAUGAUGAUGAUGAUGAUGCCAAUUUCCAGGAGCCCAUUGCUGAGGAAGAGUAA
Magnusiomyces paraingens is the source of this 651-nucleotide messenger RNA. RefSeq lists its product as uncharacterized. The record is from RefSeq and is a predicted model, not a curated record. NCBI's taxonomy places the organism in Eukaryota, Fungi, Ascomycota, Dipodascomycetes, Dipodascales, Dipodascaceae. Bases 1 to 651 code for a protein of 216 amino acids. The transcript has 2 exons.